Ctenopharyngodon idella (grass carp) is the source of this 2273-nucleotide messenger RNA. RefSeq names its product sialic acid-binding Ig-like lectin 7. NCBI's taxonomy places the organism in Eukaryota, Metazoa, Chordata, Actinopteri, Cypriniformes, Xenocyprididae. The record is from RefSeq and is a predicted model, not a curated record. The transcript has 8 exons. Bases 657 to 1898 code for a protein of 413 amino acids.
GCAACGCUCAUAAUGUGUGACUUGUUUACCACAGCAGGGUUUUUUGUUUUUGUUUUGUUUUUUUGCCAUAAUUCAAAUGACUUUUAUCUUUAACAGAAUUAUCUUACCAGUUUAAAACAACAAGAGCAAAGGGCAAAGCUUAGGUUAGAGAAAAAUAUUAAAACAGUUGGCAUAUCACCAACACUGCAACAAUAUUAAUCUAUGAAUUAUUAAUCUGCAGUCCAAACAAUAAUAUAUUUGGCUACAAUGUAACAAAUUCAUCUAUUUCAUCCCAGCUCUUUUCAUUCAUCUCUUAUUGGUUUCUUGUUCUUUCUGAUGUUUUCAUUUCUUAACUGGUCCCGGCUGAAACCCAAAUAAAAUGAUUUUAAAAAAUCAUCAGUUUGCUUGAAAUAAAUGAAAAAAACACCUUACUUCUGCUUUUUGCAUUUAAAGCGUUCUCAAAUCAAUCUCAAUCUAACGGAGCGUGCAACAUCCUUUGCUGAUAUAAAUGAGGUCAUCCAUCGGUGUUAAAAUGAAUUCUAUUGGUGGGAAUACCAGUUCAUUUCAGGCUUAUAUUCAUGACGGGUGGUUUCUGGUGAUACACUGUGACUUUCACCACAGCUGAAGUGAAGCUCACUCUUAUCUGGGUUGCUGUAGUCUCUAAGGUGAUUCUCAGGAUGCUUGCUGCAGAUUUUCUUGUAUUCAGCUCCAUUCUAUCAGCUGCUUGGUGUCAGUCAGACAUUAACGCAUUGUACCCCAAAACCCUAAACGCCACCAGCGGCUCCUGCCUUUUGAUUCCCUGCCAAUUCACAAUUUCAAAGAAGAAAGAAGUAUUUCUUGACCGUUCACCAGUAGUAACAUGGAUACGAGGAUCUCUGUGGUCACUCUAUGAUACAGAUAAUUUUACCAACGCUCACCGUCAGAUGGAACCUCAAAUGAAGAUGGUGGGGGACCUACAAAAGAAAAACUGCUCUUCUGUCAUGAUGAAUCUCACCAGCCUGCAUUCAGAUCGCUACUUCUUCAAGUUUCAAUCUGAGGACUAUAGUGUGACUAAAACAAAAGCUGUGCAGAUAAAUGUGUCAGAUUCCUUGGCUGAGCCGCGUGUGAUUGUGCCGGUACUCAGGGAGGGUGAGGUGGGGAAUCUGACUUGCACUGUUCCAGCCCCUUGCCCCAGUGACACUCCAAAUGUAACAUGGGAUCCUGCAUUAGGUGGUAACAUAACACAAUGGACACAGCUGAAUGCUGAUGGGACACAGAGUGUUUCUGCCAAUUUGAACUUCAUCCCAUCAUUCCGCCAUCAUAAGCUGAAAGUGAACUGUGUUUCCAUGCAUCUACUAGAUAGAAAGGGCAAACCCCAGCACAGCCACAAGACCGUCAUCCUCACUGUGGAGUAUCCUCCUAAGGAAACACAGAUCUCUCUUACAGGCUCUGUCUGGCUUGGUAGUAAUUUAACCCUCACCUGUCAAAGUAAUGCCAACCCUCAAGCGAACUACAGUUGGUUCAUGAAGAAGGAAGGUAUAGUGAAAGAAGUGGGUUCCUCACGUGUGCUUUCCUUUACUGUGGCCCAUGAGAAAAGUGGGGAAUACAUUUGUGAGGCACAGAACCUACAUGGUGCAGUGAACUCCACAAUCCUACCGAUCAAUGCCCUAGGCAUAUCAUUCACUGCUUUCCUCAUAAUUUUGGCACUGUUCUCAGUGCUUAUAUUUGCACUUCCUAUUCUUAUUUACAGAAGGUGCAAAAAACCAUACAUAAGUGAAACAAAGCAAGAUGAGGACAUUUACGCCAAUGUGUCUUCAAGUACAGAGAAAAGCCAUCAGCUUCAGUCAAAGACAUGUGGAGAUAAGGCCAUCUACACCAUUAACCCUGAAUGCACAUUCAGAAAGAAUCUCUCCAACGAAGAAAUCUAUGCAAACUGUUGAAGUGAGAAGUGGAACAUUUUAAACAACCUUUCAUGGAUCACCACUGAACAAUUAGUCUACUUUCUGUAUGCCAGUAGUGAUCAUUUUAAUAAGCAUAUGUAAACUUCACAUCUAUACAAUUGCUACAUCCUUUCUCCUUUUAAAGAAUGAAAACUCUCCAAUAAUUCAACACUGAAUCUACAUUUAACUACCUGUAUGUUUUUAUUUUUAUUUUUGUGUGAUACAGUUCGCUUUGCUCAAUUAAAGAAGUUAAAGUCUCCAUGAAAUCAAAAUUUAGUUGUUUUUUUUAAAUGGAAUAUUGCAUUAUUUAUUAAAAAUGAUUUAACUGUGCACAUCAUUUAAAAUAAAUAAAUAAAAAAAAACACAAAAAUAAAA